UUAUGUAAUGUCAAAUCUGACAGCUGUUUACAUUCUUACGUGUUAAAAUGAAAUUUACAUCUUAAAAAUUCGCUCUAAUAUGUGAUACAUAUGCAUUUAAUAAACGUAAUUCUAAUUCGUUGUUGUUCUUGUGUCAAAAAUAACAGGUAGUUCAUUUUGAAAAUCGACAAAAAUGGAAGAAACCUUUAUGCUCAUAUCUUUAGCAGUCGUAAUGCUAAUAGGUUCCUAUAUGGCAGGUUCCAUUCCUCUUUUCAUUAACUUCUCUGAGAGUAAACUGAAAAAGGUGACCGUAUUCGGUUCGGGGUUGCUAGUCGGAACCGCCCUGGCAGUUAUCAUUCCGGAAGGCGUACGAUCGUUGACGAGCGUCACGCAUCCUAAGGAGGUCAACGACAGUGCCGCCGUAAAUCAUAAGCACGGCGAUCCGUUCUCCGUGAUCGGUUUUAGUUUAGUUUUAGGCUUUGUCUUCAUGCUGCUCGUCGAACAAGUCUCGCAGAGCAGGAACGAAUCUCUGAAUCCGGCCGAGCGCAAUGUCACGGCUACUGUGGGGCUCGUCGUGCACGCCGCCGCAGACGGUGUUGCGCUCGGUGCGGCCGCCACCACUAGUCACACCGACGUCGAAAUUAUCGUAUUCCUAGCAAUAAUGUUGCAUAAGGCGCCCGCCGCUUUUGGGCUGGUUACGUUUCUGCUGCACGAAGGGAUUGAGAGGCAGAGGAUACGAAAACACCUGCUCAUCUUUUCGCUUGCGGCCCCGGUGCUGGCGCUCGUCACGUACUUCGGAAUCGGGCAAGAGCAAAAGGAGCGGUUCAGCUCGGUGAACGGGACCGGGAUCGCGAUGCUAUUCUCGGCCGGCACGUUUCUCUACGUCGCCACCGUUCACGUACUGGCCGAGCUCACGCAGAAAGGACACGACCAUAGCUAUACGCGCGUGCAGAACGCCGAGGCCGGCGUGAAGAUCGCGCAAAGCGAAAGGAGCUUGCAGAAUUUGGAACUGCUGAUAUUGGUCGUCGGGUGUUUAACGCCGCUAAUUUUAACGUUCAUUCAUCAUGAUUAAUCGCCAGAAUUAUUGUAUCGGGGAUAUUGGUGUAUACUUAA
Molecule: messenger RNA, 1092 nt
Organism: Photinus pyralis (common eastern firefly)
Lineage: Eukaryota; Metazoa; Arthropoda; Insecta; Coleoptera; Lampyridae
Gene: Zip102B
Product: zinc transporter ZIP9
Exons: 4
Coding region: 173-1051 (292 amino acids)
Biological process (GO): zinc ion transport; transmembrane transport
Cellular component (GO): membrane
Molecular function (GO): metal ion transmembrane transporter activity
Source: RefSeq, a predicted model, not a curated record